Molecule: messenger RNA, 1887 nt
Organism: Nerophis ophidion (straightnose pipefish)
Lineage: Eukaryota; Metazoa; Chordata; Actinopteri; Syngnathiformes; Syngnathidae
Gene: bin2a
Product: bridging integrator 2a
Exons: 18
Coding region: 114-1565 (483 amino acids)
Biological process (GO): podosome assembly; plasma membrane tubulation; phagocytosis, engulfment
Cellular component (GO): podosome; plasma membrane; cytoplasm
Molecular function (GO): protein binding; phospholipid binding
Source: RefSeq, a predicted model, not a curated record
CGGCGGGUAAUUGGUUCCAAGGUUCAAGGGUGAACCGCCCAGCAGCGCCAGUGCAGCGCGGACCAGAGCUGGAAGGCACAAGUGUCAAGGUGACAUCGAAAGUUGAACAAACAAUGGCGGAUCACACCAGUCCUAAAGGCAGCAGUGGAGACUUUGCCAAAAAAGUCCAAAGGCGGCUGAGCAGAGGCAAAGAAAAGGUGCUGCAGAAACUUGGCAAGUCUGUGGAGACCAGAGAUGACCAGUUGGAGCGUUACGUCCUCCAGUUUCAGGACCAACAGGCCGACGGGAACAGAAUCUACAAGGAGCUGAGUAACUACAUUGAAGCGGUCCGAGAAAUGAGAGAAGCCUCCAGACGCCUCUCGCAGUCUUUGUUCGACGUUUACGAAAGCCAUUGGGUGGGAGAAGAAGACAUCGGCGCCAUAGUGGAGGGCGAGGACCUCCUGUGGAACGACUACGAGGUGAAGCUGUUGGACCAGGCAGUACGGACCAUGGAGUCCUACGUGGGCCAGUUCCCUGAUGUCAGGGAGAAAGUGGCCAAGAGGGGCAGGAAACUGGUUGACUACGACUCGUCCCGACACCACCUGGAAGCCCUGCAGACGGCCAAGAAGAGGGACGACGUCAAGAUCAGCAAGGCAGAAGAAGAGAUGACCAGCACCAAGCGUGUCUACGACGCCAUCAACAGCGAGCUGAAAGAGGAGCUGCCUGAGCUGCAUGAAAGCCGCAUCGGAUGCUACGUGACGGUCUUCUCCGCCGUAUCCAGCGUGCGAGAUGUCUUCUACCGAGAGAUGCGGACGCUCAACAUGGACCUGGACAACGUGCUGAAGGAACUGCAGGCUCAGCAUCCGGACAAAGUGUUCGCGGUUCAUGGGGUGCAAAGGUUGGGCUCCCUGAGGAGACGCACCCUGUUGUCCCCCAAGGCCUGGAAGUCCAGUUUCUCAGACUUCCACCGGGGCUACAACCCCAACAAGAGGUUCAGUUUCCGCUCUCCGGAAAAACCUCGCCACGGGUCCUUGUCCAGGGAGAGCGCCGCCGCCGUCGCCGUGGUGCCGCUGACCCCUACCCCGGAGAGUCCCGCCUCUGAGUCUAGGGGGUCCAGCCGCCACCAGGCGCACGCCCCCGCCGAGGCCAGGGAAAAUCAGGCGGCCGAUCAGGAGCCGGACGACGGUAGCGAGGACUCGAAGGCGCCGGAGAAGACCGAGGACGCCGCGGCGGCGAGCGAGAGCAGCUGUGACCUCAACAACUCCUGUGAGUCUCCGAGUCUGGACUUGCAGCUGGGAGAGGUCCCACCAGACCUGAGUCUGGACUCCCUCAAGGUCAACGGACUGGAGGACGGACACUCUCAGGACCUGGACCUUCCACGCCAGGACCUUCCCGCAGACGCCAAACACACUUCGAAUGACCUUCCAGCAGAAGCCAAACACACUGCGAAUGACCUUCCCGCCGACGCCAAACACACUUCGAAUGACCUUCCCGCAGACGCCAAACACACUUCGAAUGACCUUCCCGCAGACGUCAAACACACUUCGAAUGACCUCCCUGCUGACUCCAAAAGCACAGAAGUGUGACGACUCACUCCCUCAAAGCUGCUGCAGAGGAAGGAGGAGCGAGAGGAGCAUCUGUCGUCCAACGCCAUCUUUGAUCCUCAGCCUGGUUUUUUAUGUAGUCUACCAGUAUUGUGUUACUAAUCAUAAAGUUUAGUGUACUACUACUGUACAUCUAUAACUAAUUAUAAAGUUUAGUGUACCAGUACUGUACAAGCAAGAAUUACUAAUCAUAAAGUUUAUUGUACUAUUAUUGUACUAAUCAUUAUAAUCCCAGAGAGACAAUAUUUGCUGCUAAUAUAUUUGAUAUUUUCAUUUGACAGUAAAGCAUCUUUUAUGAUCAUUU